GAAACUGGCCCCGACUCAGCUGUUGUUCAAGAGAGAGACGGUGAAGAUGAGCGGCUGUGAGGAGCAGGAGGAGGCCUGGGAGGCUCUCACCUUCAUAUGAACCUCUGCUGGGACUCUGUGAGUGACUGACAGCUGUCUGUGGUGAGCAUGUCUGUGCACGAGGACUUCGAUCACCCGCGCUUCUUUGUGGGAGCGGAUGACGGCGAGGGAGACGAGCUGCUGGAUCCAGCCAGAGUGCUCGGCUAUGACUGCCUGUACGAGAACCUGGAAGAAGAGGAUGAAGACGGAGAGGAUGCAGAAUAUGAUUCGCCCCCGGAGAGACAGAUCGUGGUGGGUAUCUGUGCCAUGUCUAAGAAGUCAAAGUCCAAACCUAUGAAGGAGAUCCUGGAGAGACUGUGUCUGUUCAAAUACAUCACUGUGGUUACGUUUGAAGAGGAAGUCAUCCUGAAUGAGCCGGUGGAAAACUGGCCGCUCUGCGAUUGUCUCAUCUCUUUCCAUUCCAAAGGAUUCCCACUGGAUAAAGCUGUGGCUUAUAAGAAGCUGAGGAAUCCGUUUGUCAUCAACGAUCUGGAUCUUCAGUAUUUUAUUCAGGACAGGAGGGAGGUGUAUCAGAUACUGAAGGCCGAGGGAAUACAGCUCCCCCGCUUUGCGGUUCUGAACAGAGAUCCUGCCAGACCAGAAGAAUGUAAUCUGGUGGAGGGAGAGGACCAUGUGGAGGUGAAUGGAGAGAUUUUCCAGAAGCCCUUCGUAGAGAAGCCUGUGAGUGCUGAGGACCACAAUGUCUACAUCUACUACCCCACAUCUGCAGGAGGAGGCAGUCAGCGGCUCUUCCGCAAGAUUGGCAGCAGAAGUAGCGUCUAUUCUCCCGAGAGUAACGUCAGAAAGACUGGAUCCUACAUCUAUGAGGAGUUCAUGCCCACAGACGGAACGGAUGUGAAGGUGUAUACUGUAGGUCCUGACUAUGCCCAUGCAGAGGCCCGUAAAUCUCCCGCUCUGGAUGGGAAGGUGGAACGAGACAGUGAGGGGAAAGAGGUCCGUUACCCAGUCAUCCUCAAUGCCAGAGAGAAACUCAUCGCAUGGAAAGUCUGUUCGGCUUUCAAGCAAACCGUGUGUGGGUUCGACCUGCUCCGUGCCAGUGGCCAGUCAUACGUCUGUGACGUCAAUGGCUUCAGCUUCGUCAAGAACUCCAUGAAAUACUACGAUGACUGUGCAAAAAUCCUGGGGAACAUCAUCAUGAGAGAGCUGGCUCCACAGUUUCAGAUCCCGUGGUCGAUCCCUUUAGAAGCAGAGGACAUUCCCAUAGUUCCCACAACCUCUGGCACUAUGAUGGAGUUGAGGUGUGUGAUUGCUGUGAUUCGACAUGGUGACAGAACCCCGAAACAGAAGAUGAAGAUGGAAGUUAGACAUCAGCGGUUUUUUGACCUUUUUGAAAAAUGUGAAGGUUACAAAAGUGGAAAACUGAAAUUAAAAAAACCAAAGCAACUCCAAGAGGUGCUGGACAUUGCCAGGCAGCUGUUGCUAGAACUCGGCCAAAAUAACGAUUCAGAAAUUGAGGAGAGCAAAGCAAAGCUUGAACAGCUGAAAACAGUUCUUGAAAUGUACGGUCAUUUCUCUGGCAUUAAUCGCAAGGUUCAGUUAACAUAUCUGCCACAUGGCUGCCCUAAAACAUCUAGUGAAGAGGAAGACGUGCGGAGGGACGACCCGUCGCUCUUGCUGGUUUUGAAGUGGGGUGGAGAGCUGACUCCAGCAGGCAGGGUUCAGGCUGAAGAGCUUGGCCGGGCCUUCAGGUGUAUGUACCCUGGAGGACAAGGCGAUUACGCUGGCUUUCCCGGCUGUGGCCUCCUCCGUCUGCACAGCACAUACAGGCAUGACCUGAAGAUAUACGCCUCUGAUGAAGGACGCGUUCAGAUGACUGCUGCAGCGUUUGCUAAAGGCCUGCUGGCAUUAGAGGGCGAGCUGACGCCCAUCCUGGUGCAGAUGGUAAAGAGUGCGAAUAUGAAUGGGCUGCUGGACAGUGACAGUGACUCCUUAAGCAGCUGCCAGCAGAAAGUCAAAGCACGACUUCAUGAGAUUCUGCAGAAGGACAGAGACUUCACGCCAGAAGACUAUGAGAAGCUGGCGCCCACCUCCAGCACAUCUCUGGUGAAGUCCAUGCAGAUGAUUAAAAACCCUGUGAAGACGUGUGAUAAGGUGUACUCCCUCAUCCAGAACCUGACGCUGCAGAUCCGCCAGAGAAUGGAAGACCCCAAAUCAGCAGAUAUGCAGUUGUAUCACAGUGAGACUCUAGAGCUGAUGCUGCGUCGGUGGUCUAAACUCGAGAAGGAUUUCAAGAUGAAGAACGGCCGAUACAACAUCAGCAAGAUCCCUGAUAUCUAUGACUGCAUCAAAUAUGACGUGCAGCACAACAGCUUAUUAAAGCUGGACAACACCAUGGAAAUUUACCGGCUGUCCAAAGCACUGGCUGACAUCGUUAUCCCACAGGAAUAUGGUAUUUCUCAAGCUGAGAAACUGGACAUAGCCAAAGGUUACUGUACACCUCUUAUUCGCAAGAUCCGCUCUGACCUACAGAGGACACAAGACGAUGACACUGUUAAUAAACUGCAUCCAGUAUAUUCCAGAGGAGUCAUGUCUCCAGAACGCCAUGUGCGGACCAGACUUUACUUCACCAGUGAGAGUCACGUUCACUCGCUGCUGUCUGUCUUGCGCUAUGGAGCCCUCUGUGAUGAGGCCAAAGAUGAGCAGUGGAAGAGAGCCAUGGACUACCUCAAAAUAGUCAGCGAGCUGAACUACAUGACGCAGAUAGUCAUCAUGCUCUAUGAAGACCCAAACAAGGAUCCUUCGUCAGAGGACCGUUUCCAUGUGGAGCUUCAUUUCAGUCCAGGAGCUAAAGGCUGUGAAGAAGAUAAAAACCUGCCGUCUGGAUUUGGAUAUAGACCAGCAUCCAGAGAGAAUGAAGGCUCCAAGAAGAAACCCCAUAAUGACAGUGAUGAGGAGGCCGGUGGUGCUAAACGUGACGAGCCGGAUCGAGCUCAUAUGAUGUUCCGCCCCAUGGUGUCCGAUCCCAUCUACAUCCACAGGAAGUCCCCUCUUCCCCGCUCCAAAAAGAUCGGCUCUGUGGAAGAAGAGAGCCCCCUGAGUGUGUCUAGCCCUGACUCUAUAGGUACCUGGAUUCAUUACACCUGUGGUGUGGGUACUGGGCGUCGAAGACGCAGAUCAGGGGACCAAAUAACUUCCUCCCCAGUCUCCCCCAAAUCACUGGCUUUCACAUCCAGUAUUUUUGGCUCAUGGCAACAGGUUCUGUCAGAGAACAACAGCCACAGCAGACCCAGCAGACUGCACCCGGAUCUCAAGCUCACAGCUGGAAUAGGGUCUCAUUGCGCUGGCUUGUUUAGCACCAUGGUGCUGGGUGGCUCCUCCAGCGCACCUAACCUACAAGAUUACGCUCACGCACACCGUAAAAAGCUGACCUCCUCUGGCUUCUUAGAUGAGGCUACGCGUGGUUCUGCUGUAAAAAGAUUUUCUAUCUCAUUUGCGCGACACCCAACCAAUGUGUUUUCCAGUAUGUUCAGUGGUUUUGAGUUGUACUCCAUGGUUCCUUCAAUCUGUCCCUUGGAGACCCUCCAUAAUUCCCUGUCUCUCAAACAAGUGGAUGACUUCCUCACCUCCAUAGCCAUAUCUCAUGAUCCAGUACUGGAAAUAUCUGCAUCCUCCCCAGCUGUGCCCACCAAGAAGGCUCCUUUGAACACUUACACUCCAGCAAAAGUUUUGCCCUGUCCAUUCACCCAAUCUCUUGGCAAGAAGAUGUGCUCAUCAGAGAAGAGUGCAUCAGAUCAUGAUGAUUUUCCAGCCAGAAAACCCAGAGGUGUUUCAGCAGAUGUUUCAGAGUGUGGUGCGAGUAGCGGCAAAAGCUCAGAGACCAAGCAGCCCAAGCCUGCUCCCAACAUUUCCAUCCUUCUGCCACCUGAAUCUCAUGACUCUGCUGUUAAAACCCAACAACAAUCCAGUGGCACAGCAACACAUGAAACCCCUGCUCUAGAAAAUAAGAGUGCUACGGCAACCGUGUCAGGCUUUUACACAUGACAUCAAUCUACAAACCCCCAACCAGGGCAAAAACACGGCUAUCAAAGAUGACCACAUGCCAAGCACAUGGACAACUGAUGCAUAUGUUAACUGGACCCAGUGAACUAAAACUCACAGAGCAUGUUACAGGCCUCACCUCAUUACUUUUAGUGACAAGAAUUUGUCAUAAUUAGCUGUACCUUUAUUUUCAUUUGAAGGAACAUCUCGCUGAAUGUUUGAUACCAAAACA
Molecule: messenger RNA, 4309 nt
Organism: Sinocyclocheilus grahami
Lineage: Eukaryota; Metazoa; Chordata; Actinopteri; Cypriniformes; Cyprinidae
Gene: ppip5k2
Product: diphosphoinositol pentakisphosphate kinase 2
Exons: 31
Coding region: 148-4080 (1310 amino acids)
Biological process (GO): inositol phosphate biosynthetic process; inositol metabolic process
Cellular component (GO): cytosol
Molecular function (GO): 5-diphosphoinositol pentakisphosphate 1-kinase activity; inositol hexakisphosphate kinase activity
Source: RefSeq, a predicted model, not a curated record